Messenger RNA from Meloidogyne enterolobii, 595 nucleotides. The record is from the annotation of a GenBank genome assembly. NCBI's taxonomy places the organism in Eukaryota, Metazoa, Nematoda, Chromadorea, Rhabditida, Meloidogynidae.
GCCUGUGUACGAAGUAAGGAUACAAGCAAAAAAAUGGACAGAUACGAGUACGAGAAAAACAUAAGCCAAGUACGAAGGUACGAGGCAAAAAAGGCCUGUAAGAAAGUUCAAAAUUCCAACUACAGACUCCGACCGACCACUAACGAGUAUAUCGAUAUAAGGUGGCAAUCAAAGACGGGACUAGAACCAGGAAUCUCUUGUUGAAAACCCGUAUACUAUAGUUAAAUACCAGGGAUGUUCCCCGUUCCACGUCCACCCCACCUCCUUUCCGUGGCGCGCCUCCCCGAAAAUUGUUUCCCGUGCCCACCCCCUCCCCACCAUCGGGGAACAACCCAGAUAAAUACAGGUCUUCCCUUUGAGGAUCUCGGGUUUGGUUAAUUUUUACGUUCCUCAAUGCAGAUGUAAUAGAGAAAGACUUAUUUGUGAAUAAUAAAUAUCCUAUUAUUAUUAGAUCGGUGUAAUGAUUGAUAUGGCAGCCGAAGCAGGUGCACAAAUUAUUUGCCUGCAAGAAGCCUGGCCAAUGCCUUUUGCUUUCUGCACGCGGGAAAGACUCCCUUGGUAUUUUAGUAAAUAUUUUUUAAUAAAAAAUUUAUGA